Molecule: messenger RNA, 3917 nt
Organism: Dermacentor andersoni
Lineage: Eukaryota; Metazoa; Arthropoda; Arachnida; Ixodida; Ixodidae
Product: terminal nucleotidyltransferase 4B-like
Biological process (GO): polyadenylation-dependent ncRNA catabolic process; RNA 3'-end processing
Cellular component (GO): TRAMP complex; nucleolus
Molecular function (GO): poly(A) RNA polymerase activity; mRNA binding
Source: RefSeq, a predicted model, not a curated record
UUUUUAUUACUUAAGCAGAAAUUUAAUGUAUUUUAAUUUGCGAAACAUUGUUUUAUAACGCGCAUACGUUCGGUUGUGAAUAGUUGGCGCGUGUACCUUGAAUGCACGUUCGCACGCAUGCGCCGUUCCAGGGGGCUUGCCUGCUUGCCUUUCUUGCCUUUCUAAACGGCGUGUGUAUCGGUCGUGUCGGCUAUCUGGUGCACUUCGGUGGACCCCCGCUGCAGAGUUCCCCCCCCUUUUUUUUUAAAACGCUCCCUCCCUCGCUCUUCUCGUAGCAAUCAGUGUUCGAGAAGCACGGGGUGGGCCUCUCUGUACGUACUGUGUGUUUGGUCCAGUGGAUGGAUCCUAGUAUUGGCUGGUAUCAGCCUGAACAUCACGGGCCGGCUCUGCGACUGUGGAACUCCAUCUGGGAAACGCAGCAAGGCUUAGAAACGAUGGAUCUCAACAACUCGAAUCUCCGUGCACCUGACUAUAUUCCCAUUAACAGUACAGCCGGAAGCGUUACAGAGGUGAAGAAAAGCGUCAACGGACAAAACGAACUGACAGGUGGUGCAGACAAGUUCUACAAUCCCACGAAGCGGAAAAGGGAGAACCGUGCAAGCACUUACGCUCUCAAUAGGAACCAACACUUGAUAAGUCAAUAUGGCGGCACGCCGUGGAGAACUGAGGUGAAGCACUUUCGUCCAGGAAUCCUCGGGACCGUGAAGCAAUGGCUGUCAGUUCAGGAAGCAUGCAGAAGCCUCUUCAUACUUCAUGACGAGAUUGAAGAGUUUUACAGAUAUAUGCAGCCAACUCCAGCAGAGCAUCAGAUGCGGUUGGGGGUAAUCCAAAGGAUAAAAGAUGUCAUCCUUGGCCUUUGGCCACAAGCAGAGGUGGAGAUUUUUGGGAGCUUUCGGACAGGCCUGUACCUUCCAACCAGCGACAUUGACGUGGUUGUCCUUGGCAAGUGGGAAACAUUGCCUAUGUGGACACUGGAGAAGGCGUUGCUAAGUCAUGGGAUAGCUGAACCACAGUCUAUUAAGGUCCUUGACAAGGCCUCUGUUCCCAUUGUGAAGCUGACUGAUGCAAAAACAACAGUCAAGGUUGACAUCAGCUUCAACAUGAACAAUGGAGUAAAAAGUGCCUGCCUCAUUCAGUCAUUCAAGGAGAAGUUUCCUGCACUUCCCAAGCUGGUGCUGGUGCUGAAGCAGUUUCUGCUGCAACGGGACUUGAAUGAAGUGUUCACUGGUGGUAUCAGCUCCUACUCUCUGAUCCUUAUGACUGUGAGCUUUCUACAAUUGCACCCACGAGGUGGGGAUGCUCCAUCUCCAAAUCUUGGCACAUUGCUGCUGGAGUUUUUUGACUUGUAUGGAAAACACUUCAACUAUUUUGUGACUGGAAUUCGCAUCAAGGAUGGUGGUGCAUAUAUACGGAAAGAAGAGAUGCAGCGUGAUGCAGGAGACUCUUACCGUCCAUCAAUUCUUUGCAUAGAGGACCCUCUCACUCCAGGUAAUGACAUUGGCCGUAGCUCAUAUGGGGCAUUGACAGUGAAGAAAGCAUUUGAGUAUGCUUACAUGGUCCUCAACCAGGCCGUACACUCUUUCCAUCCUGCUACGAGUGACCCAAAACAAAGUUUCUAUUGCUGCAGCAUACUGGGUAGGAUCAUUCGAGUGACUGACGAGGUCAUCCAGUACCGUCAGUGGAUUCAAGAGAAGUUCCCUGUUGACAACAAUGAAGAGCUUUCUGCACUUCAGCCUCCCGAUCCUGAAUGCACAAGGCAGGAAGCCAACAAUAGGUCCCAUGGAAAGAGGACGGGUGGCACCAAUGAGGCCGACAGCAGCUCAACAUCUUCCAGUGCACACUUUGGUGGUAGUCCUCAGCACAGCUCAGGGUCAAGCGUAGGCAGUGACAGCGUGAGUGGUGAAGCACUUGCCAGGAGUCAAGGGACGUGCACCAAUGGCGUGGCUGCUGUGUGGACCCAGGACUCUGAAGCACCUUGUGAAGUUGGCGGGCAGCUGGUUGAUGGUUGCCAACUGGCUACCAGCCGCACCUUCUUCCCUAAGCAGCGCAAGUUCUCGACUGGCACUCCUGAGGCAGCCGAGCAGCACAGCAGCUGUCGGGGCUUUUCAAACAGCAGUGCCCGGCGACGACAGCGCAACUUGAGUCGGCCUGCCCGUGAGACGGUGCUGGUGGCACAGGGCCUUGUGCACCGGGACGUGUACACAGUGGCCUCCUUCAGGUAGUGCCAUGUACUGCGUAGACUGCUGUGGCUGGUGGCAGUCAGCCACUGACUCUGGGACCUUGCUCGGUUGUGCCAUCUGUGCACCAUUGGUUUCACUUGUCUGUGGGCUUUUUCUUUCUCUUUGCUACAGACUUGUUUUUAUGUUGAAUGAAGUUAUUUAUUAACUUUUUUUUUUUUUGAGGAAUGUAUGAGUUUGUCUUGUAUGUAUGCUAAAAGAAAAAAAAAAGAAAAAAAUGUAAAAAUUCGAUAAAGUUGAAAUGUAAUAUUGCACAAAAAAAAUUGCAUUUAUGCAAGUGCAGCCUAAUGCUGGGCUGCUACUCUUAGUUUGGCUAAGUAAGCAUCUAUGCUGGAUUAGUUCCCUCUUUCCUCCUUUAUUUCCUCCCCUUCCCCCCCUCCCUGUGCAUGUGUGUGAUUAUGAAUGAGUGGUCAAGUUAUAGUACAGAGAUUUUUCAACGAAUUGUAUUUAUUCUUAUUUGUGGAUGUCAUUAUUGUGGUUUUGUCUGUAUAUAGCGAUGACAGUAUACACAUCUACAAAUAUAUUGCCAUGUAUAUUUUUUAGUUUCAUGAAAACAGUGCUCGUGACUCUGUACAUAAUCAUGUUAAUGUUCUGAUGUAGAUCGUGUACAUGUUUUUAACCAAUCCUCUACUGUUUCUUUACUAAUAAUGUACAAUGUUCAAAACGAAAGCAGGUCACUCAGUGGUUUGAGGGAUUAUGUUUGGAUUUUUUUUUUUCUGUACCUUGCACUAGAACUGCAGCUUUUUGUUCAGUGCUGACAAGAACUUUUCGUUCCUGAUCUACUGCUAUACAGUUUCUAGGAUUUUUUAAAUUCAAUCCACAAAGUGCUGUGACAUUGAGGAGUACUGUGUCCUUGAAAGAUAUAUAUAUGAUUUUUUUUAAAAUUUCAGUGUAGUUUUUUUGUGCUUACUGGCUGUUUAUACAAGUUUGUUGUGAAGUGCUCAAAACUUGGUGCUUCAUGAAGGCCUUGGACAAUGUUUCUCAAGAAAUGGACACUGUACUGCUCUUUCCUUUUAAGUCUCCACGUUUCAUUUCAAGUUCUUGAGUGGGCUCUCAUUGGAUGUCCUAUGUUUUGUGAAAAGUGUGCCAUCUCUUGGCAGUGUCGCAUUGUGCUCUCUCAGCUGUGGAGAUGGCUCUCCAUUGCAAGUGGAUGGUGGCAGUUGUUAAAAGGAGCUAGUCCAUGUUCCGUGGUGUGCCAAUAGGAUACUGCCUACCAAGCUGCUCACAUGCAGUGUUUGUUUGCCUCACAAUUGUUUGUGGUGGCAAGUUUCCUUUUACCAGGCAAUUCACUUUGCACUGUGGCUUUGGUGUCCAGAGGGGCAUUCACUGCUCACGGUUAUGACGUGAAAGUGGUGACUCCUAUUUAUGGGCACCUACCUGGUCAUGUUGUUUAAAUACAAGGUGAAUGCGAAAUGGCAUAGCAGCCAGGUUUAGGCUGCUUUGUGUGAACUUCUGAUGUAUAUAUUAAGUACAUCUUGUGGUUUCCAUUUAUGUCAAGUCAUCCUAGUCACACGAAUGUGAGUUUACAGUACAUGUUGCCACUGUGUGUAAAAAUCAGUUGUGUUACUUAAAACUCCCAGCAAAGGCAUUCAUAACUAUGCACUGUAACUACAUUUUGCUGGGAACGCUCAUCAAAAAAUGUUUCAAAAGAAUAAACAAGACACAUCAUCAUGACCUGGA